Cucumis melo (muskmelon) is the source of this 1688-nucleotide messenger RNA. Its product is annotated as DEAD-box ATP-dependent RNA helicase 52-like. The transcript is spliced from 7 exons. Gene Ontology annotation, molecular function: RNA helicase activity; RNA binding. Bases 1073 to 1462 code for a protein of 129 amino acids. Gene Ontology annotation, cellular component: nucleus. The record is from RefSeq and is a predicted model, not a curated record. Lineage: Eukaryota; Viridiplantae; Streptophyta; Magnoliopsida; Cucurbitales; Cucurbitaceae.
UCUCUACCAAACCCUACGAAAGAAAGGCUUUCUCUCAACAUUUCUUCCCUUUCUUCCUUUCUCAAUCUCAUCAAUUUCUUCCCUCUCUUCUCUGAUUAGUUGUCGUCCCCACCAUCACAGCCAUCUCUCAUACCCAGCUUGUGCUCGUUCGUCGUCGUAUUUCUUGUAUCAUUUAAAAAAUCUUCAUUCUCUCACUUUGCAUCUAACCAUUAGGAUGUGGCGCAAAAUUUCCUGUUCAAUGGCAUCGACGAGCUUGAAAGCAAAAGGUUUCUGAAUUACUUUCCGGAGUUUCGCUGCGAACAUGGUACAAUCAACACGAAACGUAGUAUGGCAGGAAAGUCUUACGAACAUCGACCUUGGGAUGAAAGAGGUGAAUUUAUUGGAGAUACUAUCAAAAGUUGAUGUGAUUAAGGGGGUUUCCCAUGUACAAAGUAGAAGAAUGGGCAGUAAACUGAAGUUUGAACUUGAGAGAUUUCUCAAUUUUGAUUUGUGUUCUUCUCCCUAUACUCAAACAAAUAAACACAAAGAAGGACGCUGAGCUAGAAACAGAGGCCAUGGUUCUGCUGUGACUUCAGUUUUCUGUUGUGUUGGCGCACUUGCUAUAAUGGGUUCUCUACAACAUAUUGACAAGGAUCUCCUUGUCUAGUGAUUAUGUGAGCGGCAAGUCAAAUCUGGAGGUCCUAGUGGUCGACCCGAGAAACUUCUUGAAUUUUUGCUACUCACGGUGGGUUCUUUGAAACUUGAUCAUGAUUGACAGAGUUUACUGGAUUAAUAAGGAAAAACUCAUUAAGUUCAUCUUAGACUGUCAGUUUGUUAAGCCAAAUCUUCUUUAUCUAGAUUGGAUUUAUGUAUAAGGGGUAAUUAUAUUGCUUUUAACGAAGUUAACUUCCAUAACAUAACAUAACUAUUGAAAGUUUCAGGACACAGAAAAUGAUGGUAUUUCAGACAGAUCGGAUGGUGCUGUUGAUGUCUACCACACGUGCUUGAACAGAAUUUUCUUGAGCAAAAAAAUAGUAUCCUCCAACGCUAUCGAUUGAAUUAAAUUAUUAUUCUUUCAGAGAUUAGACGAUGCAUGUCAUGGAGGGAUUUUAAGGAGUACAUUGAUUUGAACACCAACUUUAGACUUGCCUCUGAUUUUCUAGACAAGUAUAUAUUUCUGGCUGUUGGAAGAGUGGGUUCGAGCACUGAUCUAAUUGCUCAAAGAGUUGAGUAUGUUCAUGAACCUCACAAGAGAAGUCAUUUAUUGGACCUUCUUCACGCACAGAGGGCAAAUGGUGUGCAGGGCAAGCAAUCUCUUACUCUGGUUUUUGUGGAGACAAAGAAGGGAGCUGAUGCUCUUGAACAUUGGUUAUGCCUCAAUGGUUUUCCUGCCACUACCAUUCAUGGUGAUAGAACACAACAGGGAGCUAUCACUAAACAAAUGACUACAAUAGAAGAAAUGGUUGCAAGUGAGUACAAUUAGCCAGACCCUCAUCUUUAUGACAAGAUCUUGAAGAUGGUCAUUUGUGAAGCGUUCUAGUUUGCUAUUAGUUUCAGUUUUAGUUAUUGCUCUCUCAAUAUAUUCUUUUUCUUUCUUUCUUUCUUUCUUUUUUCCAAAGGAUGAUUAGUGUAUAAUAAUUAAGAUUCAUAAUUUCUUUGUCUUUGGAGCCAAGUUGUAUAUAAAUGUACACAUUAUUAAGAUUUCAUUU